AUGGUUCGGCAUCCCCUCGCUUCCUUCGUCUCGUCGAAUGUGUGUCUGGCACAGGAUCGGUUUUUGCGGCUCGAGACGCUGUCGCUCGAGCGCAACAACAUUCCUGGCUCGGGGGUCUUCCUCCUCCUCGCCGUCGCGCCGCGCUUACGGAACCUCAACCUGAGCCACAACAAGAUCACGGAAUUCCCCGAGAGCGCCCUGGAGCUUGGAGACAAGCAAGGAGGUGGGUUCUACCACCUCGCCUACCUCAAUCUCUCCCACAACAAGAUCAGUCGCGAAGACGACAUCAAGGCGCUCACGCAGCUGCGCGUCCUCUCGCAGCUCGUACUCUACGGCAACCCCCUUGCGCACGCGGCCGUCCAGACCCAAGACAAGACCAAACUCGUGUACAACCCGGUGCCGAGCAUGAGCGAGUGCGACGGGCGCGACAUCGAGCUCAACAUAGUCAUCGCGUACCCCGAGACAAAGCGCAAGAAACCGUCGUACAAGAACGUCAGUAUCGCGCGCGUCAAGCAGGACCUGCUUCCGACGGUGGCCGAGUUCAAAGCCAAAGGCAAGCGCGCGCUCUUCGCCGACCCUGCGCCGCAGCCCGAGUCCAUUUUCCCGCCUCGCCAACCGCGGCGGCAGCACAACGAAGAGACGCCCGAGGUUGUGGCCGAGCCAGACAUGACGUUCUUGACCGGCGUCGGUCUCGAGAGCAGCGGCCCACACUCGAUCCAGGCGCGCCGGCGCAAGGACCCCAGUGCGGUGCAGAACGACGUCCCGUCCUACUUUUUAGCGCGGUCGUUGGCCCCCAACUCGGAGUCGCAACAAACCAAGCUCAAGACGGCGAUGGCCAACUUGCGCUACCAGCUGACGCACCCGCUCACGUCGCACAACGACGAGCGGCUCAACGACGACGUCUCGGCCGUGCGCCCCACCGCCGUCCACAAGCUCCGGCAACGGAAAAAAUUUGGUCAAGCACCGCGGGGCCGCUUCGCACUGGCCUCGAUCGACCAGGCCAUCGACGACGUCAACGCGCGGCUGCACAACCGCGUGGACGUGCUUGAUGCUGGCGACACGUCGCUCAACCACCUCGUGCGGCAAGCCCACCGCAUGACGCGGAAGCAGCCGUGAGGGUGUCGCGUAUUUAACCCCAAGAGAAAGAAAUCGACACACAACGCAAUAGGGGUAGGUAGAUGGGGGAGUAGUUAAAGUAGUGAAAAG
Messenger RNA from Saprolegnia parasitica CBS 223.65, 1206 nucleotides. RefSeq lists its product as hypothetical. The transcript has 11 exons. The record is from RefSeq and is a predicted model, not a curated record. Bases 1 to 1116 code for a protein of 371 amino acids. Gene Ontology annotation, molecular function: protein binding. Gene Ontology annotation, cellular component: nucleus. Lineage: Eukaryota; Oomycota; Saprolegniomycetes; Saprolegniales; Saprolegniaceae.